GAGGCUGACUUUUUGACUGAUCUGGACAAACUCUACCUAGCAAUGGCUGAAGUUGGUACAGAAUUGAAUUUCAAUAUAUUGGUAUACAGUCUAGGUAUCACCAGUAUCAAUGCAUUGAAGGAUUACAAAUCAAAAGACAGCGUCAUACUGCAUCCUGAUGAGGUCAAUGGCAUAAAAAAGAAACUUGUCAACACAAGCUUCAAAUUUGAUCAGCUCGCUCAGGUAUCAUAGUACUAUUUCUGUACGUGUGCUUAGAUUUGGUGUAAGUUUGUAUUUGACAAGUAGCGGUUUAAUUCACCACGGUCAGCACACGGGCCCUUUUGCAGUUGAUAUAAAUUUUUCUUUCCUUACUACCAUCAAACCUGAAUUAAGCUGACUUGCAUUAGAAAGCAGUCCAUCACCUAUUUAGGGAUCACUGCCUCAAGUUCCCAGAAUCAUUUCCCUUAAUUACAGUUAUUAAUUGUAGUUAUUAAAAGCGGUUGCGGUCUCCGGUUCCGUGGUCCCAACGAGUUAUUUUUUUCAUUGUUUUCACCUCUAUUGAACGGUUUCUUUGUCAAGAUAUAGCAUACAAGUGCAGAAAAUAUACUCUGCAUAGCAUUCAGUGAUCUUUUACUUUUUUUUCUUUUGGUGCAAGAAGAGGUAGAAAAAAUCUGAGGUCAAUUUGUCGUGUUAUGAAUAUCUCGCUCACCAUCUUUAUUUUCUUCAUUAGGUUGGUCAAACAUGUGUUAGAUAGUCAACCUGUAUUAAGCGAUUAGUUCGCUCUCGAGCUUCCCAUUAGUUUCAUUAGGGGUACCGCUUAAUACAGGUUUGACUGUAGUAGUUUUGUACAUCGAGAAAAGCGCUUCAUGCACUUAAAAAAAUCUCCCUUGUAUUGCUUCUUGUGACUAUUAACUAUGUCAACGAUUCUGAGUGAAAGUCGAGUGAUUGCGUAUGACGUCUACUCCUUGUCUCACCCGAAUCGCGUAAAAAAGGUGAUCAAUAGAUGUUUUUUUAAUUGUCGAUUCCCAAGAAGGAACCAUGACGGUUGUGACGAAGGGCACCGUUUGGCAAACUUCGCAAGAAAUUUUAAAUGAUAAAAGGUGUCGGAACCUGUGAACCGCAAUUGUGUAUUGCUCAUUGGCCCUCAUGCAUAUGCAUAUAUGGGGCGGGUGGGGGGGUCCCAUCGAUCGGACACCUCAUGAAAUUUACACAUCGUAAUUUUCCCUUUUACUGGGUAGGUUGUUUUUUGUGGUUGGGGUUGAUGCUAUAUCGACUUAGGUUAUUACUGCUCCGUCCAGCAAAUCCUCAGUGGGUCAUCUGGGUCGUGGGUUCGAAUCCUGCUAUCUUUCAUAACAAAUUUGUUUUUUCUUUCAAAUUGAAGAGGCUUGCACUUUAAUGAACAUAUCCGGCUUGAAAUACCACCGAACUGUGAUAUAAAAGCAGAAAACAGUUCUACCUUGUGUAAAUUUCAUAAUGGGAGAAGGGGGCUACCGCCGAUGGGAUCUAAUGCUGACCCAUGCAUGUUGAGGCGAGUGGCUCAACUUUUACGUUUACACGCAGUUUUCAUACAUUGCCUCCAUUUUAUUUAUGCGCAUAAAUUUGCGUUCAUACGCUCGUACAAAUUAUGCCACAGUGGAAAUCCACCCUAAGAGAGCUGCUACAUAUAUUUCGAUUUAUUUAUCUCUUGAUAAUUGAUGCAUUUGCAGAAAUACCAGCAAAGUAAUGUUGUGAAAACAUGUCAAAUGAAAGGAAUACCGGUGAUCAGAAAACAAGACAUUGUUGUUACACGAACCAUAACUUGUGGCCAAAUGGCUGGAUAUGUAUGCGAAGCAGAGUGGACAAAGCCUGGUGGAACAAAGGUUUGCUCUAUAGAGGGUUUUUAUACUCGAAAGGAUUAUUAUGGGUACGACUUUUUCUUUUGAGCAUCGGCUGGGCGAUGACUUUUUGGGCUGAACUUUGUGUCAUCUUUGCAAUUUUUCAAAUCAGUCGAACCCUCCGUAAGCAUUCGACCAAAAUGCGAAGAUUUAGUGGUCGCUAAGAAGAGUCAUACUACAGAAAUCUCUUUCUAGAAUAUGUGCGGAAAGAUCUAUCUGCUUUUGGCUAAAGAAUUCAUUCGACUGUAUAUAAAACUGAUGAUGAAUUUGGUUGUUAACUGGGCAUUCGUGAUCCCUUUAAGCCUGUCAACCUCAAACACAGCGGCAUUAAAUAUUCAAGAAAAUAAAACACGGUGCAUACAUGAAAUGCCAUACCAGUGCUAAUCUUUAAAGUUGACGGUACGUGCAAUUUUCGUUGGUUUUAUUUUGCAUUUGUGUAUACGCGCAAGCUCCUUUUGCGUACGGGGGGAAGGGGGAAGGGGGAUUUACUGCUGCGCAUUCUGAAGCUUAAAUGGCGUUUUCUCUCUCUAGGAAAAAGUGUGUCUUCGUUAUGGAGAAACUGAGAAGCAACUAUUUGUACAUGAAGCAGAAAUGGCAAAUAGUUUCCGACACAAGUACAUCCUCGAUUUCCAUGGGGUGGUCAUUGCCACCUCAUAUUCACCGUACGUGGCUUUAGUAAGUAUUCCUGCUUUUUACAUUAAAUAAUAAUAAUAAAGAAAAAAAAAUCGGUUCAUUUUAACGAGCAGUGAGAAAGGAAGGAUAUGGAUGGCGAUGUUUUUCUGUGUGAAACAGUCCUCCAUCUACUGCUUUCUUUACCCGUGUCUAAGCCUUCCAUUAUAAAGAAGGGAUUUUUUCUUGGUUACCCCAUGUUCUAUUCAAAGAAAGCUUGACUGUUGAAUUACUUUAUUAACCUGCUGUCAGUCAGUUGCAAACAGCAUCCAAUGUAUUUUGUUCGUUAUUGUUACUGUCGUUUUCGCGACUAACCUUUAAGCGAAACUCUCUAAACAAUAUUUUACAUUGAAUUGCAGGUAAAUAUGCAGUUAUCGCUAGAUUUAUGAAUGUUUACAUUAGGGCCAUUUAUACGAGGAAAAAUAAGACGAGUCCCAAAUGAGACGCAAACUGUCCCGUGUAAACGGCACAGCUCGUCUGAAAUAAGACGCGACUUACAAUCCUGGUCAAAACGUUUGGGACACUUCGUGUUUUAGGUGAGGAAAUGUAAUUCAAGUUGACCCCCCUCCCCCCUGAACAGUGUUGGGUAUUACCAGUCAAACACCUUUUACAUAUCUUGUACACUUUAAGGACCUCAACUUUGUUUGGGGGGGGGGGGGCAAAUCUUGUUAAGGCCGUGUUUAUGAGUGUGUAUCACGGGUUAGCUACAAAUUCCAUACAAAACCAAUUGAAAAAGGGGAGGUGUCCCAAGACCUUUUGACCAGGAUUGUAGCUAAGAACAGCCCUCAACACCUAGCGUAUCCUUGAUCUUGCCGAUGUUGUAGCCACAUGUCCCUUGUAAAGAGCACGGCCGGCUUCGUUUGUGACUGCUUUAUUAGGACUGACAGAUUAUAUUUACUGUCACCCAAAGGUGGAGGAAUUUGCCGAGUAUGGAAACCUUGACAAAGCGUCCGAACACCACAGUGUAGAACGGCUUUGUAGAUUCACAGUUCAGGCUGCGUCCGCGUUAGAAUACCUUGAGUCGAAGAACGUCGUUCAUCAGUUACUCCAGCUUUGCUGCAUGGUAGUUUCUGAUUAUCAGGUAAUCUGAACUUCUCUGCUUAUGUUAUAGAGGUUGACUGGUCGGGCUCAAUCAAAGACACAAUAUUUAGACAUUAUCCGAUAACCCACUGUUAUUUGUAGCUCUGAUAUUGGCAGCACGACUUUUGAUCCCACAAAUAUGGUUGUGUCUCAGGCCCCGUUAAAGAGAGAAUCUGUCCCGGGAAGAAGGUUUACCCUUCCAGCCGAGUCAACUGUAAAGAGCAUUUAUACAAAAAAAUUGACCCAUGCUCUGUUUGUCUCGCCUUGACUGAGUUGACCCGGCUUGGCGCGCCAAAGUGUUUACAGAGAAAAGUUGGCCUGGCUUUGAGGGAGAUCCUACUAUCGGAAAAGGGUUACCCCGGUACUCUUCCAGCCGAACCAGCCUUUUUUUUCUCGUGUAAACGGUUCGUCGCCUCGUUUUGUAAGGAAAUGUAUGAAACGUUGGCUUGCCCAGGUUAGCUCAGAUAGGCGAGUAAUCUUCUGCCAGGGACAAUUUUCUGGGUCGCACAGUUGGUGCUAGUAAGUGCUGUUAAAUUAUUGUUUUUUCUCAUUAGCUGAAGCUUGCUGGUAUUGGGUAUUGUGAGUUUCUAAACGACGCGAGGAGGUAA
Porites lobata is the source of this 4210-nucleotide messenger RNA. NCBI's taxonomy places the organism in Eukaryota, Metazoa, Cnidaria, Anthozoa, Scleractinia, Poritidae. The record is from the annotation of a GenBank genome assembly.